This is a messenger RNA of Daldinia vernicosa, 3064 nucleotides long. RefSeq lists its product as uncharacterized. The transcript is spliced from 2 exons. The record is from RefSeq and is a predicted model, not a curated record. Lineage: Eukaryota; Fungi; Ascomycota; Sordariomycetes; Xylariales; Hypoxylaceae. The coding region runs from base 466 to 2565 and encodes 699 amino acids.
UGCGCUCGCGCCGCAAAUACUUCCCUUAAAUUGAAUCUUAAAAUGUUCUAUCGUUAUUUUUCCCUCACGACGAUCCUCACCAAACUUACCUGCACUCCGCAUUAUUCACAUAUCCUCCACCCGGUUCAUCUAUGAAUUAUACAACUUGAACCACUACGCUGCAGUGAAAAUGUUUCAUUGCAAACUCCACGAUUCGUCUACGAUACCGUGACCGAGACCCGCCGUCACCAUAGGACACACACCUAUGACAUAUACCUGCGCAUAAUCCAAUAUAAAUUUACACAUAUAUGAUCGAUAGCUUCGUCUAGAAUAUUAUCGAGGCUAAAUAUAGACCUCUUUUAAAAAGAAGCAGGUCAAGAACUUAUAUCUAUAUCCAGUUCACAUUCACAUUCCGAAAUAGAGAAAAAUAAAAACACUCUCUCUACCUCACGAACCAAGCCCAGCCGAGCCUAACCGAUAGCUGCGAUGGGCCGCCCUCCAGCUUACAUAUUCAUAAUUAGGCAUGGGAAUCGUCUCGACGCCGCCGAAAAGCAAUGGCACCUAUCCUCCCCAACCCCUUAUGACCCGCCCCUAACAUACGGAGGAUGGUUACAAUCUAAGACUGUAGGAGCAAGGAUCGCGUCUAUUUUACAAGAAAGGGAAGUAGAAGACGAGGCUAUCGCUGCCAACCAUAAACCCAACAAUACCACUGCCAAACCCAAGAAGCGCCGCUAUAAGAUUGUAAUACAUAGCUCGCCUUUUCUUCGAUGUGUCCAAACAUCCGUUGCUAUAGCCGCUGGCCUUGCCUCUAAUCCCUCUUUACCUACUCCUAAGGAAAGGUCUCCCUCUCCACGAAGUUCGCAUGUGUCUCCCUUGAGUUCGCCUCCCGUACGGUCCCAUACGGCCACCCCACCGCCGGCGAGCUUAGCAGAGAGAUUCGUUUUACGACUUGAUGCUUUCCUCGGAGAAUGGCUAUCCCCUGAUUACUUUGAGCACAUUACACCACCACCUAGGUCAGGUCUUAUGCUAGCAACAGCAAAAGCCGAGUUGUUGCGCCCUGAGAAUUACAAUGAAUACUUUCACUUCCAUCCUCGUCAUACCCCAAGCUCUUCAUCGCAAUUAUGGAAUGCUUCUAGUCGUGGGAGCCACUUAUCUUCUUCUAUCACCCCCGAAUCCGAUACCACUUCUGGUCUCGAUAACCUAUCCUCUUUGAAAGGCGGUUUGCCGACGAGAUACAGAAGUGACUCGACUGGACAUGUCAACCCGAGGAUAUUGCACAAGGUAUCCUCGUCUGACCCUACGUUGAACCCAGGAUAUAUUAGCCCGAUUCCUUCUUAUGCUCUUUCAACUUCCGAACCCAUACCAAGUGGUUAUGUAGCACAUGCUCGCGAAGCUUGUGUCGACCUGGACUACCACUGGGAUUCCAGUAGAGACGAUAUUGGCUGGGGAGACGGAGGUGUCCUGCCUGAGGAGUGGGCGGAAAUGCAUCAGAGAUUUAGGAAGGGUCUAAAACGAUUAGUCGAAUGGUACAGCACAACGAGAAAUCCCGCAGAAAUACUGGCCGAAACCUCGAGCGCGGUAUCCCGUAAGUUUCCACAAAAGGAGAGCGAUAACGACGGUCUAUCUGCUGAGGACAGUGAAGAUGUCGAAGUAGAAAAUGUUGUCAUCCUUGUUUCGCAUGGCGCCGGUUGCAAUGCGCUCAUAGGUGCCAUAACGCAGCAGCCAGUCCUUAUCGACGUCGGAAUGUCAUCUAUCACAGUGGCGCAACGGAAGCCAAAUUUUGACGAUGAUACUGGUACUCGUAUUUAUGGAGAGCCUGCUUCUUCGCUCGAAGAGCCUCUAUUAGCCAAGCAGGCUUCGUUAUCCGAUAUGUUCGAAUUGAGAUUGUUCGCCAACACGGAACAUCUUUCAGCAAUCACUCCACCCGGCAUCGGUCGCUCUCUUUCAGCCGCAGGCCAGAACGGGCGUGGUCGAAAUACUAACGGAUUCCCUCCUGUACUAAAAGAAGUUGGCACCUCAUUAUAUGAAAGCCAGGCACCUCUAAGUCGUAGUAACUCGAUAAAUGCCUCGCUUGGAAGCAUGCGAAGGGGUUCGCCAGUACCAGCACCAUCAGUUCGACAGCAUUUACCUAACACAGUGAGCGCUGGAGGCAUGACCGUUGGUAGUAACAUCUCCAGCGUCCCUUCUACCCGACAAGAUCGCAUAGGUUCAGUGGGGUUAUGGGAACCAUCAAACCAGGGCGAUGCUUUAUCAGAGAAACAAGCGGAGACGCCACCCGUACCGAGUAUUGACCGCCAGGCCGAAGCGACAAAGAAAAAUGAGGAUGUUCCCACGGGAAUACAAGAGGGUAACUCCCAACCCGAUAACGUCGGAGCUCCAAUCUCGAUAAAGAAGACCGUCUCAAAAACGGAAUCAGAAUCCUCGCAUGGUGAAGGACAUGACCAAUUUGAUGAAGAUCUUACACCGCGCCUCUGGGCCGGAGCUGGCAACGGCGGCCUGUGGGGUGCUCCUCGACCUCCGGGAGAGGCCGAAACAAUUCGGGAUUUCACCUCAACGAAACGAAGGUGGACCGUCAAUGAGCGGUAAAAAUCCCAUGAUAACUGCAGCCGGAAUAACCAAAUCACAAGGUAUCUGGCCCACUCCACUCGCCAGAUUAACGUGCUUUGCUGUAUGCCGCCUUGGUUAUCGAGGGAAGGUUUGCAGUAAUGCGGUUGUCGACAUUAGCAUUAGCAUAUUCCCUAUUUUCCGGGUUAUGAGGCAGAAGAGACGCGGAAUAGAUAAUCUCUAAUCCCAAUCCACCCUUAUCUCUAGCGAACCUCUCUAUUUCCCUUGCUCCCAUUUUGCUGUUUUUUCGGAGAAGAUACCUCUUGACAAGUCGAUUUUGGCAUGACCCAGGGAAUAAUAAGGGGAUUUGAAAGGGCCAAGUUUGAAUGGUAGUAGUAGUGGUGGUCCUAUAGGCUAGAUUGGAUGUUUACCUACUAGCCAUUAGUUGUUGAUGAAUAAAUGAAUGAAUGCCAACCUGGAAUAUUAUUGAAUGAGGAAUAAUUUGGAAAUGAGUGAUAAAGAGGUUAUAAGACUUGUCAAG